GUCACCUGAUAUCUAGUAGCCCAGGUUGCCUGCCCAGUGAAAGAUCCAGCGGAAUUCCUUCCUCCCGUUUGCUCGUUCCUACGUUUAGUAGCGGACUUUUUUUUUUUUUUACAUUUUUUCUUUAACAAAAACCGAUCUCAAAAUCGCGGUGCGAUACAGCUGAAAAUUAACAAAGGAAAGAAAGAUGAGCUUUUUCAGCAAAGUAUUCGGCGGAAAGAAGGACGACAAAGUCCCGACUGCGUCCGAGGCGAUACAGAAAUUGAGAGAAACCGAAGAAAUGCUCGUCAAAAAACAGGAAUUUUUAGAAAAGAAAAUCGACCAAGAACUCGCCAUUGUCAAGAAAAACGGGACGCACAACAAACGAGUUGCGUUACAAGCUCUCAGGAGGAAAAAGCGAUAUGAAAGGCAAUUGCAACAAAUCGAUGGAACGUUAUCGACGAUCGAAAUGCAAAGGGAGUCCUUAGAAUCGGCCAAUACGAACACUGCAAUUUUACAGACUAUGAAAUUGGCAGCGGACACACUUAAAAACACUCACCAGCAAAUGGAUGUCGAUCAAGUUCAUGAGAUGAUGGAUGACAUAGCGGAACAACAUGAUGUUGCAAAAGAAAUAUCUGGCGCUAUAUCUAAUCCUAUUUCAUUUGGAAAUGACAUCGAUGAGGAUGAGCUAGAAAGGGAAUUAGAAGAAUUGGAACAGGAGGAGCUUGACAGGGAAUUGCUUGGAACCGGUCCUACUCCUACUGCAGACCAAUUUCCACAAGUACCUCAAGCAGUUCCUGCAACCGCCAAGCCAAAAGCAAAAGUUUCAGAUGAAGACGAAGAUUUAAAACAAUUAGAACAAUGGGCAACGUAAACUGUAAAAAUGCAGGGCGCACACCAAGUGAGAUGGAGUUUGUUAUUUCCAUGUUUCUUUCACAAAUUAUUUAAAAAAAGUUUAGAAAAAGCUUAUAACCUUUAACUACAUUGUAGCAAAAAUUGUUUGGAUGAUAAAAAAAAAUUACAGUGCAUAGUGCUUGAAUUUUUUUCUUUUUCUUUGUAAUAAUUUAAAUUUAUUUACCGAAAAACAUACAUAUAAAAAAGGCUGAUGAAAAAUGAAUAAAAAAACUUAUUGUUAAAUUUUUUUUAUUUUGUAAACGUUGAGCGACAAAAAUUUUUUUACACGAUACUGGACUGUUUUUGAUUUUGUUUCACAAUUGUUGAAAGCAGUUGUUUGCAACUGACCUAAUAAUGAUUGAUGGGUUUAUUAUCCAAAUUCUCAAUCAAAUUGGCAAUACGUUGUUUUAUUAUUUUCCAAUUUUAUAAAAAUAUUUGUUUUUCGUUAAUCUUGAUGUCGCAGAGCUGUUAUAAUUAUAACGUGUACAGUA
Cimex lectularius (bed bug) is the source of this 1361-nucleotide messenger RNA. It is a transcript of the gene shrb, whose product is annotated as charged multivesicular body protein 4b. Bases 185 to 850 code for a protein of 221 amino acids. Gene Ontology annotation, biological process: vesicle budding from membrane; late endosome to vacuole transport via multivesicular body sorting pathway. Gene Ontology annotation, cellular component: multivesicular body; cytoplasmic side of plasma membrane; ESCRT III complex. The transcript is spliced from 5 exons. The record is from RefSeq and is a predicted model, not a curated record. Lineage: Eukaryota; Metazoa; Arthropoda; Insecta; Hemiptera; Cimicidae.